This is a messenger RNA of Ipomoea triloba (trilobed morning glory), 3386 nucleotides long. Its product is annotated as SUMO-activating enzyme subunit 2-like. Lineage: Eukaryota; Viridiplantae; Streptophyta; Magnoliopsida; Solanales; Convolvulaceae. Gene Ontology annotation, cellular component: SUMO activating enzyme complex; cytoplasm. Gene Ontology annotation, biological process: protein sumoylation. Gene Ontology annotation, molecular function: SUMO activating enzyme activity. The transcript has 5 exons. The record is from RefSeq and is a predicted model, not a curated record. The coding region runs from base 273 to 743 and encodes 156 amino acids.
UCGGCAAGUCGCAGCGCAGCCUGCGAAGAAGUUUAUAAGGCAUGCCGCAUCGGAGUACAGGACAAGAACAUUUUGAGCAGUGAUUACGCCUUCGUGUAUCGACACAGAUUUUUCUCUUUUAGAGUACUUUCCUCGAACUCGAACUCGAACUCGACCUCUCCGGCGAAAUCCCGUCUAGAUUCUCCUUUUUGUCUGUCUAUGUAGUACACAACGUGGUGCUAUUCGUACGGCGUCACACUCUACCCCUCAGUAUCUCUCUUGUAUCUCCUCUCAUGGCUUCCGAGGAACAGAUGUCCGCAAUCAAGGCCGCAAAAGUGCUCAUGGUUGGUGCCGGUGGCAUUGGCUGUGAGCUUCUAAAAACCCUUGCUCUCUCUGGCUUUCAGAACAUUCACAUCGUUGACAUGGACACAAUAGAAGUAAGCAACUUAAACAGACAGUUUUUGUUCCGGCAGUCUCAUGUCGGGCAAUCUAAAGCCAAAGUUGCUAGGGAAGCUGUCUUAAAAUUUAGGCCUGGAAUAAAAAUUGAACCUUACCAUGCAAAUGUUAAAGAUCCCAACUUCGGUGUCGAUUUCUUCAAGGAAUUCAAUGUUGUUCUAAAUGGGCUUGACAAUUUAGAUGCUAGGCGACAUGUGAACCGCCUUUGCUUGGCAGCUGGCGUUCCAUUGGUUGAGAGUGGGAUAACUGGAUUCCUUGGACAGGCUGCUGUGCUGGUUCUGGUUUCAAACUACUCAGUAGCUAAAUGACUGAAGGGAUUGUUAGAGGGGGCAAUGGAAGGCGAAAUCACAGCCUGCGAAUUUGGCGCUGCAAACGACUUGUUUUCUUCGUUGGUUUCCCCAUUGCAGAUGCCUCUUGCAGCUGCAAUGCAUAUUCAAGAUUCCAAAACACAUCUCCCAUGGUAGGCCUAUCGGCCCCGUAUUCUGCCAAGCAUUUCUCUGCAGCUUCUGCAAAUUUCCUCAUCGAUUCCGGGUUUAUUUGCCCCACAAGCGUGGGAUCAAUUGCCCACUCCACCAAGUUCAUCUGAUCCCUCGGUAGCUGAAGAUUAAUGGCUUGCCGGGCACAUAAUACUUCAAGAAGUACUACUCCGAAUGAAUAGACAUUUGAUUUAUCAGUUAAUUGUUGCUUUUUGAAGUACUCUGGAUCAAGGUACUCGAAACUGCCUUUCACGGAGGUGCUCACGUGAUUCUGUUCCGGCGCGGUAGAUGCGUUUUUGGACAGCCCGAAAUCCACCAUUUUCGCAACGAACUUUUCGUCGAGCAAGAUGUUGGUGCUCUUCACGUCCUGGUGGAUUAUCCCUACGCCGCGCCUGUAUGCAGGUAAUGUAGUCCCCUGGCGGCUCUGAUGCAGAUUUCCAGGCGUUGUUUCCAUGAAAGGGAGGGUAAAUUCUUGCCGUAAAGAUGGUCCCGUAAGGGGCCAUUGGACAUGUAUUCAUAAACCAGACACAUCUCAUUGUUCUCGUCGCAGUAUCCAAUUAGGGAUACUAAAUGCCGGUGCCGGAGUUUGGAUAACAUAUGAAUUUCCGUCUGGAAUUCGUGGAAGCCUUGUUUCAAUUGCGGAUUUCCCCGUUUCACGGCGAUUUUGGUUUUCUCGUCCACUAAUCUCAAAUACACGCUCCCGAACCCUCCGAUUCCGAUGAUUUUCGUUGUCUCCGAAUUGUUCGUCGCCUCCUGCAAUUCCAAGAACGAGAAAUACCUGCCGAAUUCGGUCGUUGAUGAGAAGAACAAGCUCUGCCGCGAUCCUAAUGGAGUUCUGUUAGGGUUCGUGAAAGUUGCGUCUUUGGCGUGGACGGGAAGCAACCACGACGAGAAACUGCUCCUCCUCCGCCAGUCCUGCGGCCGCUUCCGCCACUUUACCGCCAUCGCGCCUAACCCUACGAACGAACCAAACAUCAUCGCGAAGCCUACGGCCGCAACCGUUUGACGGUCUCCGUUCGUCCUAUCCGACGCUCUUGUCCCGUCCACGCCGAAUUCUCCGUCCAAACUCCCCACGGAAUCAUUCAUCUUAAGCACUUCCACCCCAUUAAGAAUCGCAUUUCUCGUCCCCUGAGCUUCAUCAUCCACGGGAGAAAUUUUAAUCUCCAGCGGACUGGAAACCAUGGUGGAAUUCACCACAAUAUCUUUGUAGUACGCCGUCGCCAAUAGCCUUGUCAACGUCGAUAAAUCCAGCCCCGAAAUUGCUAUCUUGUCGUUGAUAUACACGUUGAAAUAUAGCUCAUUCAGCGACUUGCUAACGAUAUCGCAGAAAUGGAGACGAAUAAGAUACCAGAAAUGAACAGUAACGUCCAUUCUCCAAGUGAUGUUAAAAUUAGGUUUCACCGAUUUGGAAUCUGCGAGUUCUAGCGCCGAUGCAUAAACCAACGGUGGAGCAAUGAGCGACGAGCCUCCCACUUCCGGAUAGGAGAUGAUCGCCGGCGAAACCGCGACAUUCUUUCCCAUUUGCAUAGGGUCAAGGUAUGGAGUGUCGGGGUGCCAUAUUCUCUGUAAGGAGUUUUGGUCGGUUAGAAUUUCAGGGCCGCCCACGUUAAGGCGGUAGACGGUCUGAAAGCUGUGAGUUGAGAGCUCGAAUUUCUGUGAAACGGGGAAAAGAAGGGUGGCGUAUUCACCGAUGAGCGGAUUGGGGGCGGAGACGAAUUCAAUGGCAUUAACGAAUGCAACGGUGCCUUUCGGCUUGAACUUCAACGGGAAAUGCUCCGUCGUGACAUUGACAAGAAACUCCUUCAUUAUCACACUCGUGUUGUUCUGAAGCUCGAAUUGGUGAAGAAGAACUAACUUGUUUGAAUUGGCAUGCAACUUGAUUUUUUUUUUUUUUUAGUAAAAAAGAAGGAAUAAUUGAUAUGAAGAAGCUAGGAAGGAGCCAUUAUUGCAUCCCGGCCAGGAUAAGACAGUGGUUACGUUUUAGCACUUUGACUUGAUUUUCGAUCACUUCUUUUAUAAUAAAGCUAAUAAGAAGCAGCGCAUGCAUGCAUGAAUUGAGGCUAAGCUAUCCUAGCAAGCAAGCUUGAUUAGAUAAAAAAAAAAUGAUGAUCGUCACGUCACUACUUAGCUUCUUCUCGAGUGCCUUCGUUUCUUCUUUCCCUUUCAUUACUACUAGAGAUGCAAGAAGCGUUAGAAAGCAGUGCACGCAGAGGGAAGAGACCUCCUCUCCUUCCGUGGAAGCUAAAGAAACCUUGUCAUUCUUGAUUCAUGGUCCCCUUCCAACCUCAAAAUUAAAACUUGUAUGUGUAACAACUAGACAUGCAAUACUACUACUACUACUGCGUACUGUAACUACAUAUGUUACCCAGAUAAACAUGAGAGAUUAUUCUACGUACUCUAGUAAUUGGACUAUUAUUAAGUUGUUAGGUUAUAUUGGAUGGGAUAUUAGAGCCUUGGUGGUCGGUGCUGCGAAAA